AUGAUCACCCGCUUUGAAAUCGUAUUCUUCCUGGUAAGUAUGUGUCUUUUUUUAAUGUCAAAUAAGGUUAUGCGUUUCUCUAAUUACUACCGUCCAUCAUUGCGUAACCGUCAAUUUUUCGACCUCUAGUCAGUUCGAUUUGAUUCUCAGCUGUGAAAUGUGGAAAAUGAAAUCCAGCCAGCGUUUCGUUUUGCAGCUGUUCGGAUAUACGGUUGCCAUACAGGACGACAAUGAACUCAUAGGUCAACCGGAAAUCCAAUGCAAUGCGGACACCAUCGACAUGCAAUUCCGGACUCGAAAACAGUUCAACGGUUUUUGAAAUGGGAAGUUGUCAUCCAUGAACAGCGGAGAUUCUUUCAGGAAAAGUUUAUGUGAAAGGGAGUUAUAAUCGACCGGAAUGUCGAGUGGACUACAGUACGAAAGAUCAAUUCGGCAGGCCUGUCGGAGGCAUCAAACUGAAUCAUGGUGCAUGUAAUAUGGACAGACAACGGAUGGUAAGAAAGAAAGGGAAAAAAUUGACAAACUUGAGGAAAAUUUUACAGAUUGCGCCGGAAGGAAUGAUGUUCUCUACAGUCCUGAUUAUCAGUUUUCAUCCACUUUUCCUCACCAGAAUGGACAAAGCUUACCAUAUCAGAUGCAUGUACAAGGAAGCAGCCAGAACAGUCACAGCAGCCAUCGAUGUCAGGUGAGAGUAUGAAUGUGAAAGACUAAAAUCUAGGAUAGACAGUACAAACUAGUUAGCACAACUUGAUUACUUUAUAAAUACCAUAAACCUUUGCGCAGCCUAACGCAAACCGUCAUAAUUUUGUUGUUUUGCCAUACAUUGUGAUGAAAUCUGGUUGGUUUCUAGUUCUUUUUACUGUUUACAGGUGAAAUUACAGUUUUGCAUCAAACGUGCUUACUUAUUGUUUUCAGUAACCUUCCAACCGAGGCAGUUCAAGCUGACCUGCCCAUGCCAACAUGUAGCUACACAAUCCGGAGAGAUCAGCUCGAUGGUCCCAUUUUGAAGUACGCGAAGGUCGGCGAUCAAGUCGUACACAGAUGGCAAUGCGAUUCAGGUAAAUUGAAUUCGAUUUCAUCAUCAAAAGGGUUUUUCUUCAGAAGAUUACGGGUUGCUGGUUCACAGUUGUUAUGUCGAAGACGGUCAAGGAGAGAAACAAAUGAUAAUUGAUGAGAGAGGGUGAGAGAGAGAGAGAGAAAGAGAGAAGAAACAAAGAUCAAACAACUUUUAGCUGUCAUACCGAUCGACUUCUUCUUGGCGAUCCAACCUAUGUGGAAGCUCUAAACAUGGCAUAUCGAGAAUCGUUCGUUUUCAAGUUCGCUGACAGAAUCGCGGUUAGAUUCCAAUGUGAAAUCCGUCUUUGUCUCAAAGAUGACGGUGGAUGUGAUGGCAUAACGGUAUAGAGAAACAAAGGAAAAAUAAAAUAAACGAAGCGUUUUCAGCCACCAAUGUGCUCCUUUAAGGAUACGAACAAUAUCGAAAAACCAAUUGUAAGGCAUUUGAACUUGUACCCGUGCUAAAUACAUCAUUCUUGCAGGUAAAACGUAGCGCGAAAACUUUCAAACCAAAGGACGCCGACAUGUAUUCGCAAACUGUCUAUGUGAUGGACAAAGACAACGAAGACACCUCCUCUUCUGCCCAUCCGGCAGAGCUCAGGGAGUUGGAUCCUCAGUCGAUUUGCAUUGCGCCCAAGGUCCUGGUGGCUGGGGUCAUAUUCUUCACUUUAAUAGCUGUGCUUUUUGUUACUACAAUGCUUGUUAUAGUUUAUCAUCGUUUUUGCAAAACUGAGAUCAAGAAUGUAGUCCGUGAUUACUACUGA
Caenorhabditis sp. 36 PRJEB53466 is the source of this 1820-nucleotide messenger RNA. The record is from the annotation of a GenBank genome assembly. Lineage: Eukaryota; Metazoa; Nematoda; Chromadorea; Rhabditida; Rhabditidae.